UCAUACAUAUUUUACUAAAAGAAAAUAAUGUGUUUUAAUAUUACGUAAGUGAACAUACACAAAUACAUAUGUGUAUGGAACAUUAGAGUCACCCUAACGGAUCGGAAUGCCCUUCCAAUUUUAAAUACAUUASAUAUUUAAAAAACGCUUGUAGAUAAACUAGAAUUAAUUUGAUAAAUUUUAAACACUUCCAGCUGUAUGUGUGUGUAAUUAGUUGAUUAACGUAAAAUUCUUCAUUAGCACGGAGUUUCGUAUAUAAGCUUAAAAAUUUGCCAGCAAUUAGUAGCCAUCGACUUCAACUUGUCUUACAUUUGCUGAGCUGUCUUAUCAUUAGCCUGAAUUAUUCACAUCGAAAAUAAUGCAGACCGUUCGUUCAAAUCUGUUAACUCGCUUAUUUCGGGGUCCUCUUAUAUGUCGAUAUGUCACAGCCACAGCAGAAAGCAACAAUAYAGGUACCGAAAACAGGGAUAGUCCACCUGGUAAUGACACACACUUGGAUGAGUUUACCAAAGAGUUUCUUAAAAAUCGCAUAGAAAUGUCGCCUUUUCAGAGGAUACUACUCGGCGCGGGUUCAUCAAUUGCCGCCUUAAUUGAUCCACGAAGACAUGACAUGAUCGCCGCUUUGGGGGAAACCACCGGCGAAUCGACCUUGMGGAAUAUCUUACACAUAAUGGAACUCACUGCUGAGGGUGAACGCAUACUGAAACAGAAGCCACGUAUAAACACGCAUGCCGUAGAUAUGAACCAUUUACGUACCUUAGGAGAGAAUACUCUKGGUCGGGUCUACGUAAAGUUCUUGGAUGACAAUAAAGUAACACCCGACUCGCGUAUGGAAGUACGUUUCAUUGCUGAUCCAAUGUUGGCAUAUGUGAUGACACGCUACCGCGAGUGUCAUGACCUGGUGCACACAGUGCUGGGAAUGCCUACCAAUAUGCUGGGUGAAGUAGCCGUUAAGUGGGUAGAGGCGUUGAAUAACGGGCUGCCUAUGUGUUAUGGGGGUGCAAUAUUUGGGGCCAUGCGUCUACGUCCUAAACAACGGAAGGAGUAUGUUUCUCGUUAUUUGCCUUGGGCUCUGGAAAAUGGAAAGAAAAUGCAACCAUUAAUGCCUGUAUUUUGGGAAGAACGCUGGGAGCAAGAUAUAGGGGAGCUUCGUAAAGAAUUAAAUAUAACGAUCUUAGAAUUAUGAACCCAAGUCGUAACAUGUGGACUUGUUAAACAUUAUGAUUUUAUUUCUUUUUAAUAACUCAAUAAAUAAACUGAAAUUCACUAA
Bactrocera latifrons is the source of this 1270-nucleotide messenger RNA. It is a transcript of the gene Coq4, whose product is annotated as ubiquinone biosynthesis protein COQ4 homolog, mitochondrial. Gene Ontology annotation, cellular component: mitochondrion; mitochondrial inner membrane. The transcript is spliced from 5 exons. Bases 359 to 1186 code for a protein of 275 amino acids. NCBI's taxonomy places the organism in Eukaryota, Metazoa, Arthropoda, Insecta, Diptera, Tephritidae. The record is from RefSeq and is a predicted model, not a curated record. Gene Ontology annotation, biological process: ubiquinone biosynthetic process.